This is a messenger RNA of Benincasa hispida (wax gourd), 541 nucleotides long. Its product is annotated as EPIDERMAL PATTERNING FACTOR-like protein 8. The record is from RefSeq and is a predicted model, not a curated record. Lineage: Eukaryota; Viridiplantae; Streptophyta; Magnoliopsida; Cucurbitales; Cucurbitaceae. Gene Ontology annotation, biological process: guard cell differentiation; stomatal complex development.
AAUAACUCCUUGGGAUGAACACAUUGCCAAAACUCUCCAUUGAAAUCUACAUUUCUUCCUCUCAUAAGUCACAAAGCUUCUCUCACUGAGCUCCAAUGGCUUCCCCAAGAAGUGUUCUGAAACUCGUCAUCGCCAUCGCCGUCGUAUUUUCCCUCUUGCUCCCUCUUCCCACAUCAUCAGCUCUGGGAGACAUUGAGAGUUUGCAAAAGAAGAUGGUGCUGGGAUCGAAACCGCCGCGAUGCGUUGGAAAGUGCUUGAAUUGUCGGCCUUGCACGGCGGCGUUGGUGGUGCCGGAGCACCGUGAAAGGAAGGGAUUUGAAGCAAACUUGGAUCGUAGAGAAGAAGAUGAUAGCUAUUAUCUUCUGCAUUGGAAAUGUAAAUGUGGGAAUAAGCUUUAUCAGCCAUGAGAGUAUAUGAUGAUGGUGUUUUUUUCUCCCCUUUUUAGCCUUUCUUUGUAACUUUUUUUUUCCCCAAUAAUGGUGUGCUGUUGGUUUUUAUGUACAAAAUUGAACAUGUUUUAGCUUCUUUUGUACUCUGUUUU